CUAUGUGACAGCACUGACAUCCAAGCUGUUUCUUUCUCUUCGAGCAAAAUAUUCCUGUGAAAACAAAAUGCUGCCUGCAACUUUCAAACUGUGCGCUGGCAUUUCCUACCGGCACAUGAGGAACAUGAGAGGUUUGAGAAAGAAUGCAAUUGUGGCUCUUCACCAUGAACUGGACAGACUUGCAGGUCCAUGCCCCAGUAACUGGAUUACCCAAGUGCGGAGACGAAGUUCCCUCCUCAGUUCUCCGAUCAGAGAAGAAAUUGGAUACAGUGAGGAGGAAAUGUCAUAUGUGAAACAAGGUGAAGAUGCACUGCAGAAAGCUAUCAGCAUCCUCAGUGAGCAGGAAGGCUGGAUUGUUGAAACUGUUGCAGCAAAUGGUGACAAAGUCCUGAGUAAGGUAUUGCCUGGCAUUGGAAAGGUGUUCAGACUAGAGGUACUGUUAGAGCAACAUCCUGACAGCCUUUACGGAGAGCUGGUGGGAAACAUGGAGCAGAUGGGGGAGUGGAACCCAAAUGUGAAGCAGGUCAAGAUUCUUCAAAAAAUCGGCAAGGACACUAUGGUGACUCAUGAGGUGUCAGGAGAUACACCAGGCAAUGUAGUGGGGCCUCGGGAUUUUGUCAGCGUUCGAUGCGCAAAGCGCCGAGGCUCCACCUGCUUCUUGGCUGGAACGUCCACUCAACAUCCAGAGAUGCCAGAGCAGAGGGGUGUGGUCCGGGGAGAGAAUGGGCCCACAUGCAUAGUUAUGAAGCCCAGCAGUGAAGACCCAAAUAAGACCAAAUUCACCUGGUUACUAAAUAUAGAUUUAAAGGGCUGGAUCCCAAAGACCAUCAUCAAUAAAGUGCUCUCCCAGACACAGGUGGACUUUGCCAACCACCUCAGGCAAAGAAUGGCCUGUCAGGUUACCGCGGAGAUGGCUCACACCUGCUGACAAUUUACAUCCCUCCGAUGCUUUGACAUCUGGCAUUUGGUAGUGGCAGAGGAGACAUGUCAUAAACAUGCUAUGAUUAGGCAAAAGUAAUUUCUAGGGACAUUAGAUGAAUAUAUUGCUUGACUAAACAUGGGGAAAUCUGGGCAUAUCUGCUGUAUCAAUUGGCCAAGGGAAAGUUUUUCUUUCACUUACAUCAUAAUUCCGAUGAACAUAUUCAUUGCAAUAAACCAUGAGCCUGUCCGAACAGUAAAACAUUGAAUAAACCGCACAUAGUUUCAGAGUGAUAACGCAUCGUUCUGCUUUGAAGUUGCACAUUUUAUUGCAGUGCUUUAUUUAUUGAUUUGAUGCGGUUGCAAUAAAACGCUGCCAAGUGAAUAAACGAUUUCUAUGUCGUUGUUAUUUAUGAUUGUAUGCAAAAAAAUCUCCCUAUGCAUGAUACAAAGGAAGCUUUAUUUUUAUCAUUGAGGCAUGCCAAGAAUUUUAUUUUUCUGUCCGUUCUGCAUUUUUCAAUCUGAAUCUGAGUUAACCUUUGAUCAGUUACCAUGUCAGUUUUUACUCUGAUCGUGUAGUGCCCUAUGACAUUCACCUGCAUAUUACUCAGUUUAUUCUGAUAACAUGUUCAGAUCUUUAUUGUUUUUAGACCUUUUGCACUUUUACUCAAUUGUAUUUAUUUAUUUUUUACACUGUGCUCAUUGAUAUGCCCAUAGUUGUCGAUAUGAUUCGCAAAUAAACUUCCAUUA
Molecule: messenger RNA, 1668 nt
Organism: Corythoichthys intestinalis (scribbled pipefish)
Lineage: Eukaryota; Metazoa; Chordata; Actinopteri; Syngnathiformes; Syngnathidae
Gene: star
Product: steroidogenic acute regulatory protein
Exons: 7
Coding region: 68-928 (286 amino acids)
Biological process (GO): regulation of steroid biosynthetic process; steroid biosynthetic process; intracellular cholesterol transport
Cellular component (GO): mitochondrion
Molecular function (GO): cholesterol transfer activity; cholesterol binding
Source: RefSeq, a predicted model, not a curated record